AUGGAGUCCCCGUCGCAUGAUGCACCCUCCAAGCGGCCCGAUCAUGUCGCCAAGCGCGUGUCCCGGGCCUGUCUACACUGCCGUCAGCGCAAGUCGCGCUGUGACCUAGAUACAAAUGGCAAUCCUGGCAAACCGCCUUGUCAGCGCUGUGUGCGCGAACAUCGCGAAUGCGUCCUCGGCGGUUCUAACCGUGGCGGCCGGCGCAUUCGCAAGAACAAAAUCAAAAACUUCACGCCGGCUGCCAAUCCAUCGCCUAGCAAAGACUCUGAGGAGAUGUCUAGCCCUGAACAUUCCGAGGUGCGCCGCGCGCCAUCUGCAUCUGCAUCCACCUCCUAUCCCGGACCCGUCGUCUUUCUGCCGCCAAAUCCCCUGGCGUCGAGCUCCGCGGUUGUGGAAGACGACGACGCUUCAAUCGGAACUGUUCCGCGCAACCCAUCUGACGCCUGGCAAUGUCUGACUGGUAUCGCCACCCAAGGAGCCACCGCCCCCGAAGUGCGCGGCAACCGUACACGGUCAGAGUCCGGUAGCUUCUCCACAUACAACAGCCUGCGCAACGGCGUUCUAUCUGAUUUUAAUGUCCCCAGUGCCGGUAUCAGGGCCUAUCGGUUGGUCCAGUCGCGAUGUUUAGAUCCCGGCACUGUCUGGCAACUGGUCACUCGCUACGCGGAGAAUUUUCACCCGUAUCUCCCGCUGGUUCCCCGGAAGUACUUUGAACGCACUGCACUCGAUGACUUUGCCAGCAAUGAAAAAUACCUCCUCACCGCCGUGCUUACAAUUGCGUCAAAAGAUCUUGUCGACCGACCCGAAAUCCACGAAUACUGUUCGAAAUACAUGCACGAACUGAUCUCUGGUAUUGCCGCCGGCGCAGACUGUGAUGUCGAAGCGGUCGAGGCUCUUUUGUUGCUAGCCGAAUGGGAGCCCCAAGGCCUGCGCCCUCGUAUUGAGCGCGUGGGACGUGGAGAAGAGGACCGGGCUGCGUGGAUGCAUGUUGGACUAGCAUUGCGCUCUGGUUAUUUUAUCGGACUGGAUCGAACAUCCUUCCGAGGAGAUCCAUAUGGAGACCAAGAGACCGAGUCCCGUCGGCGGCUAGCCUGGGCUAGUUGCUACGUCUCUGAUCGCUUGAUUUCUGUGCGCAUUGGACGUGCUUUCUGGUCGCGUGGCCCAGGCCCAAUGACCGGUCUUGUCAGCCAGGACUUUCCUUCGCUGCAGCCAGCAAAGGAAGGCGAUGAGGAUUAUUCCAAGAUCUUUCAGGCCAUGCUGGAUCUUACACAACUAUACGGAAAUGUGCACGAAGUUUUGUAUUCUGGCAUGCGCACAAGCAAUCAAAUGAUGCUGAUGGGAGAUUAUGUGAAGUAUGUUGAUGAUUUCCGGCUUGCUAUUUUGCGAUGGAAAUCUCUUUGGGGACCUUUAGACUGCUCGGCCCCCAUGAAGGCAACAUUGCAGUUAUCAUACGAAUAUUUGCGGCUAUAUACGACCGCAUUCGCUUUCCAGGCAGCGAUUUCCCAGUCCUUGGCCAAACCGAAGACUGGUGCGAACUCACACCGGGAACAACUGCGAUCGACAUUCAAGAAUGUGGCUUCGAUGCAAGAUUCUCGCUUCAUCUAUGAGUCGGUCGAUGCGGCCAAAUCCUAUUUGACUAUUCUUGUGGACUCAGUAGACCCCGAGAGACAUUUGCAUUUCAUGCCCCUCCGUUUCUACCUAUAUGGCAUUUACUCUGCCGUCUUUCUUUACAAAGCUCGAUCUUUUGGAAUGAUGGUUCCUUCUGAAGAAGCCAAGGUCCAAGGGCUGGUUGCUAGGACCACUGAAGUCCUCAAACAGGCCAGUGCUGGCCCUGACGACAUUGGCUCGCGCUACUCUCACCUUUUGGAGCUUCUGUGGAGGACGAAGCCGUCCAUGUCGACCGUACCUGCAGACACUCAGCAGAACAGUGACUUCAUGCAAACCCCCUUACCAAAUCCAGUCUCUGACACAUACAUGGAUUUCAGUCCUGCCAACGAUUUCUCCUGGCUGGAUCUGGAAGCUGUGGGUGAUUACGUGUCUGGAGAUCAGAUAUCGGGCGGCCUGUUAGGUCUGGACGCUUUCCAAAAUACACCCGACCCAUAUCAGCCGGGACAAGUCAGGCCACAGGUCUGGCAGCCGUCUGCCUGGCUGGGAGAUAUGAGUAGCAACCUUCUGUUUUAG
Penicillium cinerascens is the source of this 2181-nucleotide messenger RNA. RefSeq names its product Zn(II)2Cys6 transcription factor. Lineage: Eukaryota; Fungi; Ascomycota; Eurotiomycetes; Eurotiales; Aspergillaceae. Bases 1 to 2181 code for a protein of 726 amino acids. Gene Ontology annotation, biological process: regulation of DNA-templated transcription; DNA-templated transcription. Gene Ontology annotation, molecular function: DNA binding; zinc ion binding; DNA-binding transcription factor activity, RNA polymerase II-specific. Gene Ontology annotation, cellular component: nucleus. The transcript is spliced from 5 exons. The record is from RefSeq and is a predicted model, not a curated record.